AAAGCCUUCGGAAAUAGAAACAAAGUUGGUCACAAAUCACACCGGCUUUGCCCGAAGUUCCCCGCCCCCCCAUCCCCCCAUUCUUCUUUAGCAUGGUGCUAUGGGGAAAGUGACCAGUGCUGUCAUAGGAGGAGGUCCGGGUGGUUUGGUGGCGAGGGAGAGGCUGUAACUUCUACGUGACCAUGGUACCUGUUGAAAACACAGAGGGCCCCAAUCUGCUGAACCAGACUGGGAGAGAAGCGGAGACCCAUGGCAGCUACGGAGCCAGCGGCCGCCGGCGUCCAGCCUGCGCGGGAGGUUGCAGUAUGUUUACCUUCCUGACAUCUGUCACCGCAGCCAUCAGUGGCCUCCUGAUGGGAUAUGAACUUGGGCUCAUCUCUGGGGCUCUUCUUCAGAUCAGAACCCUAUUAUCCUUGACCUGUCAUGAGCAGGAAAUGGUUGUGAGCUCCCUCCUCAUUGGGGCCUUCCUCGCCUCUCUCACUGGAGGAGUCCUGAUAGAUAGGUAUGGAAGAAGGAUCACCAUCAUCCUGUCAUCCUGUCUACUAGGACUUGGCAGCUUGGUCUUGAUACUGAGUUUGUCCUACAGAAUUCUCAUCAUGGGACGCAUUGCUAUAGGGGUGUCCAUUUCCUUGUCUUCCAUUGCCACUUGUGUAUACAUUGCAGAGAUUGCUCCCCAACACAGAAGAGGCCUUCUUGUGUCACUGAAUGAACUGAUGAUUGUCAUCGGUAUCCUUUUUGCUUAUAUUUCAAAUUAUGCAUUUGCCAAUGUCUCCCAGGGUUGGAAGUAUAUGUUUGGUCUUGUGAUUCCCUUGGGGAUUUUGCAAGCAAUUGCAAUGUACUUUCUCCCUCCAAGCCCACGAUUUCUGGUGAUGAAAGGGCAAGAGGAAGCUGCUAGCAAGGUUCUUGGAAAGUUAAGAGCAAUCUCAGACACCACUGAAGAACUCACCAUGAUCAAAUCUUCCCUGAAAGAUGAAUAUCAGUAUAGCUUUUGGGAUCUGUUUCGCUCCAAGGACAACAUGAGGACCCGAAUCAUGAUAGGUCUGACAUUGGUAUUUUUUGUACAAACCACUGGCCAGCCAAACAUAUUAUUCUACGCAUCAACUGUCUUGAAGUCCGUUGGCUUCCAAAGCAAUGAGGCAGCUAGCCUGGCCUCCACUGGGGUUGGAGUGGUUAAGGUGGUUAGCACCAUCCCAGCUACCCUUCUUGUAGACCACGUUGGGAGUAAAACCUUCCUCUGCAUUGGCUCCUCUGUGAUGGCGGCUUCACUCUUGACCAUGGGCAUUGUGAAUCUCAACAUCAAUAUGAACUUCACCAAUAUCUGCAGAAGCCACCGUCCUGUCAAUCAGUCCUUGGAGGAGUCUGUGUUCUACAGAGCAGGAAACCUGUCAACCAGCAACAUCACUCUCAGAGAGCACUUUAAAGGGGUCACAGCCCACAGCAGGGGCUCAGUUAUGCCCAUGGGAAAUGACAUGGAUAAGAGAGGGGAGAUGACACCCACUUCUUUACCAAGUGCUGGACUAAGCCAAACUGAACACCAAGAAGUCAUUGACCCUGUGGUUGUCCCAGCAGUUUACAAAUGGCUGUCUUUAGGCAGCUUGCUUGUUUAUGUUGCUGCUUUUUCAAUUGGUCUAGGACCCAUGCCCUGGCUGGUACUCAGUGAGAUCUUUCCAGGUGGAAUUAGAGGCCGAGCAAUGGCCCUGACGUCUAGCAUGAAUUGGGGCAUCAAUCUCCUCAUCUCUUUGACGUUUCUGACAGUGACCGAUCUCAUUGGCUUGUCCUGGGUGUGCUUCAUAUACACAAUCAUGAGUCUAGCAUCCUUGGUUUUCGUUGUUCUAUUUAUACCCGAGACAAAGGGGUGCUCUUUGGAACAAAUAUCAAUGGAGCUAGCAGAAGCGAACUAUGUGAAAAACAACAUUUGUUUUAUGAGUCAUCACCGGGAAGAAUUAGUGCCAACACAGCUUCAGAGAAAGCCCCAAGAGCAGCUCCCGGAGUGCAAAAAGCUAUGUGGAAGAAGACAGCCACAGCAGCCUUCUCCUGAAACCUAAUGGCCUCUGAUCCUUACAAAUGGCAAAGCAGAACUUACAGAGGGUCUCUGCUCUUCCCAUGCCUACCCUUCACUGUCAUGGAGUGACUUCUACAGGGACACCCUGAAAUUAGAUAACUUUUAAUUCCUAACCCCCAAAGGAACCUCUGUCAAAAGGCAGACAAGGUACAAGGGUCCUCAGCAUGCACGUAAAACGAAACAAAAUCAUACCGGCCAGUUCAAUACUUUCUACCUUUUCUGUAGAACAGCCUUCGAAAGACUAAAUCCUAGUGAUGAGGCCAGCCUCUGCCUUAAUCUGUAAAUAUAUAGGAGGCCAGUCACUAACACUCAGACAGACAUACAAGUUCUGGACAGGCAUGUGCCAUUUUUGCCUAUGAAGACACUCCUUGCACUAGGUCUCAUGUAAAAACAAACCAAGACAUUAUGUGGAUGAUUUGAUUGCACAUAUGUUCUAGAUUGGGAUAGUGUCCUGGAGAAGACCUUAGAGAUAACUCAAAUUCACCAGUACAAAGAUUAUGCAGCUUAUUUUACAAAUGAAUACAAGUUAAUGCAAAAUCUUAUAAAUUGCUUGUCAAUAUUUUAAAAUGCUAAGAGGCACCAUUUUGUAAUUCUUGAGAAUAAGUAUUUUUCCUUUUUUUUUUAAAUGACUAGAAAGGUCAAUUUAGACUUCCUGGGACCAUAUUUAUUUAGAAAAAGAUGUUGGUAAACAUGAGUCAGGCCAUAAGGUUAUUUAUCCAAAUCUCUAUCUAAGCAGUUAGGUUUAAAUUAUCAAAGUCAAACCUAUAAAAACUGUCUCCUGAAAAGGCUGUUGUGGUGGCCUGUAGCAGUCCACAGCUUUCUGCAAAAUGCUCCCCACUCCUCAGGAAUCUCUCUACCUCAAAUGAUGGCAGACUAGCUCUCACUGCUCCCUUCAGGUGAAUGCAGAUGUAAUGAAUGACAUUCAGAGAUCAGGAGAACUCCCUACCUUCUUUUUUGUGAUAAAAGUGACAGCCAGCCAUACCAGCAAUUACCCACAUGAUGCAUUUCUGUCCUGUUUUUCCAGCAUUUAAAAAAAUUUGGAUAUGACAGAAAAUCCACGAUAAAGAAUCUUGAAUCACUUAAUAUAACCUAUGAAAGACACACCACACCAAAAUCUCUGAAAGCAUGAACCUAACUUGAAAAAUAUUUAAAAAUAUGAUUAACCUGAAAAAAAGUGAAUCCUAAGCACUCAAUUUUCUUCCUUUCCCCUACAAAAUGGUCCCAGAUUGCUACAAAGGAACAUGACCCACCACAUUCUUUUAUGACAAAAUGGAAAGACAACAAAUCCUUGCAAGCAAUAGUAGUAUCUGAGACUUGGAAGAAUGACUGAAAGUCUUGGUUCUGAAAUGUAUCAUCUAAAUUAAUGGUGGCAGGAAGCCAGAAGGAAAGGUUUAAAUCUUGAUUAUGUCAUGGUACACUUCCUAUUGCAAGUCAAAGCACACGCUGGCUUCUGUUUAUUUUGGAAAAAGAAGGCAAAGUUUUUUCUGCAGAGCAUCAAUUUAAAUUGAUCAUGAAUCUUCUGGAAUUAUAUGUCAGGUUUUUAAAAAACUUGAUGCGGGUUAUCAACAUUAACUUUUUUUUUCUUUUCUCUUCCAAGUACCAGAUUGUUUAGGACACUUUUUUAAAUUGUUAGAGGAUUCAAUUUUAAACAUUCUAUAAGCUAUUUCUUGGUUUGUCUAUUCAUUGCAAAUGAGUAGACAAUAAACAAAGGUAGCUUAUUAGUGUGGCUUCAACUUAAGUAUCUUAAACAUUCUAUUUUUCUUUUAUUAUCCUGAGUCUGUAAGCAAUUUUGUUUUUAAAAUAAUUUUUACCCAGUAUUAGCCUCACCCCUCCCGCCUCAACACAUGAAGCCUUUGAUUUUCAAAAAUAAAAAGGGGGGAAUACUUACAAUUUGUAUGUAUAUAUUCACAGUUUUUAUUUAUAUAAAAAAUAUACAGUACUGUGGAAAGCCAGAAGACAUGAGACACACUCAUUUUACCCAGCUUUGUUUUACUUAGUGGAUUGCCCAUGGACACUGCCAGGCAGUGCUCAUAGUGGCUGGAUCCAGACUUGGUCAGGCUCAUUCUUUGCCUCUAAGAUAAACCAUUUACAAGAACUUCAUAUCUGCCUGGCUUUCAAGUCAUCAAACACUGAAAAUGUUAAUCAUGUGGAUCUUCACCUUAGCUACACAAGUGUUUUUGCCCCUAUUACAUAUUUGUGUUUAUGAAUCAGCAAAACAGGAGUUCACUUGUUACUGUUCAUUAAAACCAAGUGGGAAACCUCAGAAUUGUAAAGCAGUCUGCUGGUAACUCCUUUCAUCUAGUUUUAUUUUGGUAUUUAAGAUUUUUGCUAUCCUGUUGAUCUUAAAAUGAAGCAAAUAAAUGUAGAAACAAUUUUAAAAACUGAAGGCUUAAAAAAAAAAAAU
Molecule: messenger RNA, 4466 nt
Organism: Nannospalax galili (Upper Galilee mountains blind mole rat)
Lineage: Eukaryota; Metazoa; Chordata; Mammalia; Rodentia; Spalacidae
Gene: Slc2a12
Product: solute carrier family 2 member 12
Exons: 5
Coding region: 183-2045 (620 amino acids)
Biological process (GO): transmembrane transport
Cellular component (GO): membrane
Molecular function (GO): transmembrane transporter activity
Source: RefSeq, a predicted model, not a curated record